GCCAGUCCGGCUGCUCCUCCCCGCGGCGUUCUGAAUCCGCUCUUCACCAAUGGUCAGCAGCGACGUGACGCGCCUCCACCCCCUGGGGCCGACACUGCGCUGCCUGCGAGCUUCGGGUUAGCGCUUGAUCCUUUCAAAGUUCCGGUCGAUGGCGGGGUUCAAUGGCCCACUUCAAGGCAGACAGCUUGUGAGCCGCAAGAGACUCAAGGACUCGACCCGUCGCAAAUCGCGUCGAGUUCGAGCCAGUCGGAGAGAAAAGCCAUGCAAGAAGUUGCGAUGACAAAGUACGAUCAUGUCUGGGACCUCAACCGUUACGAUCCAGAAGAGCAGUCUCGCAUCGAUGCUCUCAAGCGAAGACCGCCGGCAAAGUGGAUGCUGGAGGGAAGGCCGACAGGAGGCAGAUCCGGCUACCUGGAAGUUAUGCGAGAAGGCAGCGGACUCUCCGGGCAGAUGACACAGCAGCAAUUCAACCGUCAAGAUUCCAGCUUUCGACGCAAGCUGCGCAAGGUACUAAGCGAGUACCGCAACCGAACUACGGAAUUGCUGGAAGCGGAAAAAGCUUCCCGGGAACAGACACUCUCCUUGCGGAAGACUUGGUCGUUUUCCAAACUUGUCGAGCGUGGGCUUGCGAUAUCAGAUCUCCAGGCAUACUGGCUCAGCAGCAAUGCCAGACAUUAUGGCAAGAGGGUCGCUGUCUUUCGCAAGGUCGGCAUGCAGAGUUUCGGCUGGAACAAACUUCGUCCUGGAGACUGCGUCGUCUUGACCCCCCAAGAGGCCCUUGGCGAGUCGAUCUUGCUGGAGGAGCCGGUCAUUGAGGGGACCCUGAUUGAUAAAGGACGGACGAGGGUCAGAGUUGCCUUUGACGAAAAGUACGCACAGGUCGACGUGGAAGGUGUGCUAGCGUGGCGUAUGGACCAAGGCAGCAAUGAUCUCUUCGAGCGACGCAUAGAGCGUGCGCUAGAGGCAAUCGAGCAUGAUGUCGACUUUAUCGAGAGUCUCGCCUUCCAUGACAGCCAAGUCCGACUUUCCGGUUGUAAGGUCAUUGACGCUGUAUUAGGUAUUCCGCCUCCUCCGACGCGCCGCGCAACCGGUGCUUUCAGCCAGAAUUCAGCGCUGCAAGACUGGCUAUCGCGCAUUUCUCAUUCUCUGCAAAAGAGCCAGGAUCCGCAGAUUGGUCUGAAUACGUCGCAGGUAAAAGCGAUCGCCGCGAUGCUCGGGAACCGAAUCAGCUUGAUCCAAGGCCCGCCUGGCACCGGCAAAACUCGGACUAUCGCCGAAGCUGUCCACCUUCUCAAGUCACAUUUCAAGGUACAUCAGCCAAUCCUUUUGACAGCGCACACAAAUGUUGCAGUCGACAAUCUCGCCGAAGGCGCUGUCAACCGUGGACUCAAGGUCGUGCGUACCGGCGCGUCUGCCAGGACACGACCGAAGCUACGAGAGCACAGCUUGGAAGCUUUAGCGGGCCAGCAUCCCCUCAUGCCGGAACUGAUCGACGUGCGGCGCCACAUUGCUCGUCUGCAACUCAGGCUCGGCUUCUCGCUGGAUUCCGAGGAGGGGGGCGACGCAGACAGUCUUGGAAGGACGAUUGGAGUGCCCAUUGAAGCCUCGGGAUUCACGAUGGCAGCCCAACCAGAGCGUUUGACAUCAGCGCAGGCUGCGGAUCUGCGUGGAAAGCUUGCGCGCGGGUACCGGCACGCGUAUGUCCUGUGGCGACGAAUCACGCGCAGCAUUCUCCUCCAAGCCGAUGUCAUCUGCGCGACAGCCGUCAGCUCCUGCUCGAACGACCUCGAACAGAUCGACUUCCCGGUUGUCUUCUUCGACGAAGGUUCGAUGGCGACUGAGCCGACAUCGCUCAUUCCUCUGAUCAAGGGCUGUCAACAUCUGGCGAUUAUAGGCGACCACAAGCAGCUUCCCCCAGUGGUGGCCAGCCUAGAUGCCAAGCUGGGAGGGCUUGGUAUAAGCCUGUUCGAGCGCUUGAUCAACGAGAAGGCCGCGCCAUCUGUCAUGCUUAAUGAGCAGUAUCGCAUGCAUCCCGCCAUUGCAGAAUUUCCGAACGAAACCUUUUACGAAGGCGCACUGCUCAAUGCCUUGCGCACUCACGGCAUCGCUCCGUUGCACUCCAGAUUCUUCCGCGCCGAAAUGAACGCGCAAUCGCGUACUUCAACGUCAGCUGCAGGUGCAACUACGGCCGCGCUGGGGCCUACACACCACUAUCUCAGCUUUGUCAACCAUACCGGCACGGAACGGAAGGUAGAUGACAGCGUUCAGAACAGGGCAGAAGCGAAGCUGACCAUGCAGGUGGUGGUGGACCUGCUGCUGCGCAAUCCUGAACUACAAGGACACCAAAUCGGCAUCGUGACACCGUACCUGGCGCAGGUGUUGCUGCUGGAGAGCCUGCUGCGCGGCAACCUGAAGCAGAGCUGGGCCGAUCAGUUGGGCCCGCGAGCGUCGGCUCUGGGGGAGGUGGAUGUCCACACGGUCGACGGAUUCGAAGGGCGGGAGAAGGCGGCGAUCAUCUUUUCGACGGUGCGAUCGAACUCGGACGGUUACGUUGGCUUCCUGGCCGAUGCGCGUCGCUUAAAUGUUGCAUUGACACGUGCACAGCGAGCGCUGUUCGUGCUGGGCGACCUGCGCACGCUGGACAGUGCCAAGGUGGGCGACGUGGGCAUGCAGACGAUCGGUGCGGCGGACCUAGAUGCGCUGCGGGCUUAUGCCAAGUAUGUCAGGGACAAGGAUGUGGUCGUUGAGGCGAGGGACGUGCUUGCUACGAAGAACGGGCCGUGAAAUGGAGAUGAUACCCGAGCAAUUGCGCCGGUCCACCAUAGACGUGGCUUCUGCGAAUGAUCAUAUUCCAUUUCUGUGCG
This is a messenger RNA of Tilletiaria anomala UBC 951, 2864 nucleotides long. Its product is annotated as P-loop containing nucleoside triphosphate hydrolase protein. Gene Ontology annotation, cellular component: cytoplasm. The record is from RefSeq and is a predicted model, not a curated record. The transcript has a single exon. Gene Ontology annotation, molecular function: RNA helicase activity. The coding region runs from base 277 to 2784 and encodes 835 amino acids. Gene Ontology annotation, biological process: nuclear-transcribed mRNA catabolic process, nonsense-mediated decay. NCBI's taxonomy places the organism in Eukaryota, Fungi, Basidiomycota, Exobasidiomycetes, Georgefischeriales, Tilletiariaceae.